This is a messenger RNA of Austrofundulus limnaeus, 1286 nucleotides long. RefSeq names its product inosine-uridine preferring nucleoside hydrolase. Lineage: Eukaryota; Metazoa; Chordata; Actinopteri; Cyprinodontiformes; Rivulidae. Gene Ontology annotation, molecular function: hydrolase activity, hydrolyzing N-glycosyl compounds. The transcript has 8 exons. The coding region runs from base 47 to 1000 and encodes 317 amino acids. The record is from RefSeq and is a predicted model, not a curated record.
CAGCAGCAGCAGCAGUCUUAUACUCAACCCUCUUGUAGCGUCCAGGAUGAAGAAGCUGCUCCUCGAUGUGGACACCGGUGUCGAUGAUGCCCAGGCCAUCAUGAUUGCCCUCUCCUCCCCAAACGUGGAGGUUUUGGCCAUCACCUGCUGCCAUGGCAACACACCUUUGGACAACGUCCUCAAGAACACCCUGCGUGUCCUGAAAGUCUGCAACAAGCUGGAUAUUCCGGUCUAUAAGGGUUUCUCGAAACCUCUGCUGGAAAGCAAGCGAAAUGCUGGAGAUUACCACGGGAUGGACGGGCUGGGUGACGUYCCUGAUCCAGAUGCUCCAGGCGUGGAGCUGCUGCAGAAGGAGGCAGCUGCUCAGGCCAUGGUCAAGAUCGCAAAACAGCAUCCGGAGGAGGUGAUCCUUGUGGCMACCGGACCCCUCACUAACCUGGCGGUGGCCGUGCAGCUGGACCCCUCCUUCCCUAAGAAGCUGAAGGCGCUCUACAUCAUGGGAGGAAACAAUGACUCCAGGGGCAACACCACCGUGUGUGGAGAGUUUAACUUCGUCGCUGACCCCGAGGCGGCUCACAUCGUGCUGGAUCGCUACAACUGCCCCACCUACAUCGCAACGUGGGAGUUCAGCUGUCGAAGCAGCCUUCCAUGGUCUUUCUGUGAUGAGUGGCUCUCCCACAAAUCUGAGAAAGCUAACUUCAUGAGAAAGAUAACAGCCCUGUCCAUGAAGAAAGCGAGGUCAGCCGAGUACCAAAAGGAGGUCAUCGCAGGAGGAGGCUUCAAUCCCUGCGACGUCUUCGCUUUGGCUGCUGCCGUCGAUGAUAAAUUCAUAAAAGAGAAGGACGAGGUGGCUGUGACGGUGGAGCUGGAUGGGAAACACACCCGGGGCAUGAUGGUCCUGGACUACAUGGAGCUGCUGCAGAAGCAGCACAAGGUCUUCAUUAUGAAAACUGUGGACUCGGAGAGACUGAAGAAGAUGUUGAUUAAAGCCAUAAAUUAGAUCGAUUGUGGAACAAACAUGGAUUAAACAGGCCUAUAUCAGAAUAAAGUUUUUUUGUGAUGGACCUCAUAUAACUGUUUUUUUUUUUGUCACUUGUUUUUUUUUUUUAAUCUCCAAUAGCUGUCACUGUAACCAAGACAGAGAACAUAGAAAUUCAUAUUUGCAUUUUUCAUAACAUAUUCUCUAAAUUACGUAAUUUAAGACUUGAGCUACAAAUCUGAAUGUUUUUUUAGCAAAUACUGAGAUCCUCUUUGAUCACAAUAAAAGCCAAAAGAUUAAUGUUAAA